This is a messenger RNA of Sitophilus oryzae (rice weevil), 2576 nucleotides long. RefSeq names its product pre-mRNA-processing factor 40 homolog A (gene Prp40). Gene Ontology annotation, biological process: mRNA cis splicing, via spliceosome. The record is from RefSeq and is a predicted model, not a curated record. Gene Ontology annotation, molecular function: protein binding; RNA binding. Gene Ontology annotation, cellular component: U2-type prespliceosome; U1 snRNP. The coding region runs from base 189 to 2441 and encodes 750 amino acids. Lineage: Eukaryota; Metazoa; Arthropoda; Insecta; Coleoptera; Curculionidae. The transcript has 15 exons.
GACUUGUAUUUUUUAUUCUAUGUUCUGUGGUUCAUAAAAAAUCAACUUGAUGCCGGUUUUAUGAAAUUUUUAUUGAAAAAAUGUUUAUUUGGAUUUCUUAAAGGACUUCUAAUGACUUUCCACAAUAUCAUUUGCAAAAAUAGUUAUAUGGCAGUUUAAUUUUAGUGUUUGUUACAACUAUAAACAGUAUGGAAUCUUCAGUACCACCUCAAGGAUUUGUUCCUCCUCCUGGAAUAGGUACACCACCUUUAAUGCCUCAGGUAUCGUUACCUGGCAUGCCUAGUUUUCCCCCCAUUAUUCCCCCGUUUAGCGUUCCCCCUCCUGGUUUCGGUGCUAUGCCUACUGGUGUAGGGGGAUCUCAAGGGGAAUGGACAGAACACAAAGCACCCGAUGGUAGAACUUACUAUUACAACUCAGCAACGAAACAGAGCUCUUGGCAAAAACCUGACUGUCUCAAAACUCCCGGCGAACUUCUGUUAUCUCAGUGUCCUUGGAAAGAGUAUACUGCAGAUAAUGGUAAAAUAUAUUACCAUAAUGUCACUACGAAAGAAUCAAGAUGGGUUAUACCACCGGAACUGGAAGAGAUAAAGAAAAAACUUCUAUUAGAAGAGUCUAAACCAAAACCCAUUUCUGUUACACCUAGUGAAGUUGCAAGUCCAUUGGCAUCACUGUCAGGUGGGAACUCUCCUAGUCGUUCAAAUACAGAUAGUCCAGGGAAUAAGAGUAGUGCAUUAGAUGCCGCUAUGGCAGCUACAUUGGCCGCAAUUUCAAUACCAACACCACCACCUAGACCAGAGGAUAAUUCUAAAGCAACCAUUCACGAAUCGAAAGAGUCUAAAAUACCAAUCCCAGAGCCGCGAGUAUUCAAAGAUAAAAAAGAGGCGAUGGAGGCAUUCAAGGAUUUACUUAAAGAGAAAAACAUUCCUUCCAACGCCUCCUGGGAUCAGUGCGUCAAGAUAAUAUCUAGCGAUCCUAGAUACCAGUCUUUUAAAAAGUUAAACGAAAAAAAGCAGGUUUUUAAUGCUUAUAAAACGCAGAAACAAAAAGAUGAGAAGGAAGAACAAAGAAUCAAGGCUAAAAGAUCUAAGGAGCAAUUAGAAGAAUUUUUAACCAAUUCGGACAAAAUGGCUUCCACUGUAAAGUAUUAUAAGUGCGACGAAAUGUUUGGACAUCUAGAAAUAUGGCAGAACGUUGGAGACUCUGACCGUAGAGAUAUUUACGACGAUGUAGUUUUUGCACUAGCCAAACGUGAAAAAGAAGAAGCAAAAACAUUGAAAAAGCGAAACAUGAAGAAAUUAUCUGAGGUUCUAGACAGCAUGACAAAAAUCAAUUACGACACCACUUGGAGCGAAGCGCAAGUUAUGUUAUUGGACAAUAAUGCAUUUAAAAAUGAUGUCAAUCUACUAGCGAUGGACAAGGAGGACGCCUUGAUUGUUUUUGAAGAACAUAUAAGGGUCCUGGAGAAAGAAUAUUUCGAAGAAAGGGAGAGAGAAAAGCGAAGACAUAAACGCCAGUACAGGAAGAAUAGGGAUCAAUUUUUGGCUUUAUUGGAUCACUUGCACGAGGAAGGAAAGCUAACCUCAAUGUCGCUGUGGGUAGAACUAUAUCCGAUUAUAUCUGCUGAUAUUCGAUUUUCAGCAAUGUUAGGUCAGUCUGGAUCAACACCCUUAGAUUUAUUCAAAUUUUACGUAGAAGAUUUGAAAUCGCGAUUCCACGAUGAAAAGAAGAUAAUCAAGGAAAUUUUAAGAGAAAAAGAAUUUGAAGUAAAAGCCUCCACCACUUUUGAUCAGUUUGCAACCGUUAUUUGCGAGGAUAAACGAAGUGCUUCUCUAGAUGCAGGCAAUGUGAAAUUGACUUACAAUUCAUUACUAGAAAAAGCUGAAAUACGAGAAAAAGAGAGAAUCAAGGAGGAAUCAAAACGAAUGAAGAAAUUAGAGGCUGGCAUGAAAAACCUGCUCAAAGAUUUGAACGUGGAUUUCGAACAACCUUGGGAAACAAUUAAACAGAAAAUUGAGAACGAGGAGGAAUAUUUGGCUAUUGAAAGUGAGGUUGAAAAGCAAAGAAUAUACAAGGAAUUUCAACACGAGAUGGAAGAAAGUUGUUCCCAUCAUCACUCGCGCUCAAAAAAAUCGAAAAAGAAGAAAAACAAAAAAUACCGAUCGACCAGCUCUAGCGAUUCUGAAGCGGAGAAAGAAAAAUACAAAAAAUCGAAACACAAAGCUAAAAGUGCCACGCCCGAAUCGCAGGACAGCGAGCAGGAGUACGUCAGCAGUAAAAAGAAGAAAUCGAAGAAGAAGCAUAAGAAGAGGAGUCGAUCUAGUACUCCUUCUGAAAAGUACCGCCAGCCAGACAACGAUGCACGAGGUGGCGAAAUAAGUGAGGGUGAAUUGGAAAAACAGCGUGCGUUAUUACUGGCUAAACUUAAAGACGAGAGUGACUAAAAACUGUUUAAAAAAAGAGUAUUAGAAAGUACGUACAUAUAGAGAAAUAUUAAGGUUUUUUUUAAUACUGCCUGUAUACUCAUGUACAAGUUUCUUUACAUUAUUUUUCAAAAUAUAUAAGGUAUAUCUACAUGG